Gallus gallus (chicken) is the source of this 7851-nucleotide messenger RNA. It is a transcript of the gene OPN5, whose product is annotated as opsin 5. The transcript has 7 exons. Lineage: Eukaryota; Metazoa; Chordata; Aves; Galliformes; Phasianidae. Bases 2821 to 3894 code for a protein of 357 amino acids. Gene Ontology annotation, cellular component: membrane. Gene Ontology annotation, biological process: G protein-coupled receptor signaling pathway; visual perception. Gene Ontology annotation, molecular function: G protein-coupled receptor activity. The record is from RefSeq and is a predicted model, not a curated record.
UCCUAAGGGGGAAAAACAAACUGUACGUCUGAGAGAACCACCUGGGCAACUGGAGAAAAUCAUUGCCCCAAUGUAACGCAGUCCAAAGCUCCAGUGGUUUUGCUCUUAUACUGAGAUCACCUCGGCAUGCAUUCAACCCAACCUCUGUGCGAGUUACAAAUGGAGAUUUCAGUGCGACAAAAUAUUGAUUUGGAAAAUAAUAUCUACCUCGCUCCAAAAGUAGUGCCUCCUAUUUAUUUCUGUGGAACUACAACACCUACGAAGAGCACAAUAAUGCUGUUUGAUAGUGUUUUGUAGCUGAGAACUUGCUGUACUUUAAAAUGUGAUCACCACCAUGAGCUGUGCCUUUUUACCAGUGAUGACCAAGCACCUGCAUGCCAUGCUUGGAAAAAUUUGCCCCAAAGGAGGUGACCCCCUGUUCCACAGCUGCUGUGACAGCGUCGUUGCGAGGGAAAUGUUGCCCAUGGAGUCCAACUUUCACUGUGCUCACACCCUCUGGUUGCUCUCCAAAAACAUUCCCAUGCAUCAGUGAAUGUCAGUGGGUGCCAUUCUUUCCUCAUGGAGGAAUUCAGUUCCACCCCUUUGCUCCAUCUUCACUCCCAUGUCAGACGCCAUUCUGUCAUACUGCCCUCUGCUGCCAUCUGUCACACAGCAACAGCAUGCAAUGGAAUAUUGGUGGGAAGGCUCAACCUCCACUGCCAUCCCACCAACGUCUGCCUCUGACACUGUGGACUGGCAUGAUGAAAUAGGAGGCAUUGCUUUUGUAGCAGCCCUCAUAUUUGAGGUGAGUUCUGACUGAAUUUCAGCAUUCUUCUGAUCUACUCCUGAGUUGCUCUGUGAACCUAAAGCCUUUCCUGCAGAAUUACUCCCCAUGCAGUGAUUCUGUAUUUCUCCUGUGGGGUCUCCUCCCCAUUGAAAGGUAAUGGGAAGGCGCUGACUCCACCCAUUGUGAGGAAGAGGUGGGAAGUGUUGGCCUGCAAAAUAUCCCACAUUCAGUCAACCACUGCACACUGCACACAAUAACUGCACACUGACAUCCACUUCUGAGCCACGCUGUGGGACUGCUCACUCAGAGGCUCUCUGAGUACAGCCUGAGUUACUUUCUCCCAUAGAGCAACUGAACUACGAAGUUCUUAGUGCUGCCCCUGGCUUCGUACCUUUGUAGCACCUUUCAGGUACAAUACAUGAUUUUAUUUCCUCAAACAAUGCAUUUCUCGGUGUGUUACCUUUACAUUUUUUAUUAAGAUUCUAUACGGAUAGGAAGUGGGAGGUUUUUGUAUGAAGGAAAUAUGUUUAGUUGGUUGAACACCUGACUUCAGGGUGAGGGUAUGUACAUGCAUGUACCAAAAUGCAUUCUGCAGCCUUUCUAUGUGCUUAACAAAGUACAUCUGUCAGUGCAAUGCCAGUAGGGGCCAUGCAUGGAAUAAGUUCUUUUGUUUUGCACAUUUAUAGGGUUUUAUGUGCAUGGAUUUAUUGAAAAUAAUCAACCAAACUAAUGAAGUGAAAUGUCUCUGAUGGGAUUAAAAUUUACCAGUUCAUGGACAGUGGCAAAUCUGUGAUAUCUGCUCAAGCGUGCGUGGCUGAGCUGUGCAGGGAUGGGGCUGUCUGUUUCCUGCACUUGUCCAAGAGAAGGAAGAGGAAAUAUGCAAACAAAUUACCCUGUUCUAAUUUUUGUCAUCAGAGAUGGAGGCAGGAGUUUCUUGCAGGGGCCGAGGUGAAGGCAAGAACCUUUUCCCCAAGGGCUGACAGAAGGAUUUUUAAUAGGAAAGCCAUGUGGGAAAUGAAUGUAUGGAAAUAACAAAUAACACAGAAUGCAAAAUACAGAAUACAGAAAACAGGUAUCAAAGCCAUUUUACUUAAAAAAAAAAAAUCCUAACCUUCUGUUGACAGAGCACUCUGAAUGUUUCGUAAGAAUUGGAAUAUUCUUAUGAAAUAAAGCAUAUUCAUAAGAAUGGAAUGUAACUUUGUAAUGAGAAAAUGUGACAGCAGCUCUUCCACAUACUUUGACAGAUUUGAAUUUGAGAUGCAAAUCUGAAUCCUUGUUCAGUAAUUAAUGUUUCUGUCAUGUGAACACAAUGGUGGCUUUUCUUACCCUUUACUUGUGCCACUGUGGAAGCUUUCUGAUGGGGUUUGAGAUGUGCUCUUACAGUCUUUCCCACUUCUUAGCUUGGUUCUGCAAACAUGCUCCAUGCCUCACUUACAGCCACCUCUCGUGUGCCUUUCAUCCCAUCCCUGCUGAUGUUCCACCCCUGGCGGUGCCCAUGUCCAGGCUGAGUGGAGCUCCUGGCAGCCUGACCUGGUGGGAGGUGUCCCAGCCCCUGGCAGAGGGUUGGAACUAAAUUAUCUGUAAGGUUCCUUCCAACCCAAACCAUUCCAUGCUUCUACGGUUUGGUGCUGCCUUGUGAGCUGAACACCUUAGGAAAUGGGCAGCCACCUUUACCUGCCCGGAUGCGCAGAGAGGACAUUGCUCACCCCAUGGCAUCGUUCUCAUGUUAAACCAGAGGUGAGUUAUGGGUGUGGAGACCGUCUCUGUGGCAAUUAAAAGUUUGAGCUGCUUGCAUGACCUUGAUAAAAGCUAUUUUUAAAGUCAAAGUCAUCUUGCUCGGCACAUUCACACUUUCUUUUUCCUGAGCAGACAGCCACCAAAGGUGCAAAUAUAAUGGAUUCUGUCAUCCUAAUGUCAUAGAUUUCCCCCGUUUCAUCAGUGUUAGCACAGAGCCUUGGGGAAUCUGCAGCGUGAGCUCCGAGAUCGGCCUCCCCACCUCAGCUAUCAGCCAACAUCGUCUGCUCAGAGGAAAUGCAAAAGACACUGAACUGGACAUGAGUGGGAUGGCAUCGGACUGCAACUCCUCCUCUCAGGAAGAAUACCUCCCACACUACAUGCAGCAGGAAGACCCCUUUGCAUCAAAGCUGUCUAGAGAAGCUGACAUCAUAGCGGGGUUUUAUUUGACAGUAAUUGGGAUUCUUUCAACUCUGGGAAACGGGUAUGUUAUCUUUAUGUCCUCAAAGCGGAAAAAGAAGUUAAGACCCGCUGAGAUAAUGACUGUUAAUUUAGCGGUGUGUGAUCUGGGCAUCUCAGUUGUAGGAAAACCCUUCAGUAUCAUUUCCUUCUUUUCUCACCGCUGGAUCUUUGGAUGGAUGGGCUGCCGCUGGUACGGAUGGGCUGGCUUCUUCUUUGGCUGUGGGAGCCUUAUUACCAUGACAGCCGUCAGCCUGGAUAGAUACUUAAAAAUCUGUCACUUGGCUUAUGGUACCUGGCUUAAGAGACACCAUGCCUUUAUCUGCCUGGCACUAAUCUGGGCCUAUGCGACGUUCUGGGCUACAGUGCCUUUUGCUGGUGUGGGGAGCUAUGCUCCUGAGCCGUUUGGGACCUCGUGCACCCUGGACUGGUGGCUGGCGCAGGCUUCAGUGGCUGGGCAGGCUUUUGUUCUCAGCAUUCUUUUCUUUUGCCUCCUGUUUCCAACUGCAGUGAUUGUGUUCUCCUAUGUUAAAAUCAUUUUAAAAGUCAAGUCGUCCACCAAAGAAGUUGCUCACUAUGACACCAGGAUCCAGAACAGCCACAUACUUGAAAUGAAGCUGACCAAGGUGGCAAUGUUGAUCUGUGCCGGAUUCCUCAUUGCUUGGAUCCCCUACGCCGUGGUCUCUGUGUGGUCAGCCUUUGGACAGCCGGAUUCCGUUCCCAUUCAAUUUUCGGUGGUACCAACUCUGCUUGCCAAGUCGGCUGCCAUGUACAACCCAAUUAUUUACCAGGUCAUUGAUUGCAAAUUUGCCUGCUGCCGGUCAGGUGGGCCGAAGACACUGCAGAAGAAGAGCUCUUUGAAGGAAUCGAGGAUGUACACCAUAUCUUCACACAGAGAUUCAGCGGCACUGAGCGGAACCCAACUGGAAGUCUGAAGGCUUGUUUCACAGCGAGGGAAAACCUGAUGACAAACAAUCAUACUGUUGCAAAUUCAUCUUCCAGUGAAUGAAUUAAAACACAAUGGCAUUUUUUUUUACUCCUCAGUCCUACAUACAGUGUAGUUCUUUCCCUACUGACUAAAACAGUGUGAUUAGAGCCAGGUGGAUGCUUUAAUUAUUCAGGGAAGAAGAAGGAGGGAAGAUUCAUUUGUAUAAAAGAAAUGGAUUCACUUCAGAGCCUUUGAAAUAUGUUUUUUGUUUCAUAGAACCACAGAACGGUUUGAGCAGGAAGGGACCCCCACAGGUCAUCACUGCAGCCCUGCAGUGCACGGGGACACCACAGACCCUGAUAAGAGUUUGUCCCCUCCUUUCCUACAGCCCCUGUAGGUACUGAAGGCCGCUCUCAGCUCUCCUCUCCAGCUGCACAGCCCCACCUCAGCCUGUCCUCGUAGGGAGCUGCUCCAUCCCCCAGGUCAUUUCUGUGGCCCUCCUCUGGAUGCACUCCAACACAUAAUGCAGCAAAUCCCUGCUCAGUCCUCAAAGCUGGUGUGCACCUGAGAAAGGUUACAGCACAUGUACACGGAAAUCUUUCCCAUGUGCAGUUGAAUCUGCUGCUAAAGCACCAAACCCUGCAAGGAUGAAGUCUAGGAAGGAUUGAAGCAGUCCCAAAGAGAGCAUGUAAGGUCCAAAUACAACACUAAACAAGCAGUGUGCUUUGAAAGGAUCUGCAGGGUAAGGCAGACAAAUAAUUGUGCUGCACCUGGGCCAUAAUUCUUCCCAUUCUAUUCUUCUUCGUUUGUGGAUUUGCCUUAAAAAUGAGGCAUCCCUACUCACCAGAUACUAGCUGUCCAGUAUAAGCAGGUUAUUAACUCUGUAAAUAAUGAUUUUGAUGUUUGUCUGUGGUUUCUUCUGGGAGGAACUGAUAUAUGAAAUAAGGUAAUAGAAAAUCAGAGUCUCCCAUACAAAUUUUUGCAGACUGUACAUUGAAAAAAGGUACAAGAUUUAAAGUCUUAUUCUGAAUUGCGUUUGUGAGGAGAGAAAGCAUUCAUGAACCUGUUUCAAUUGGUUUCCUCUUUAACAUUUAAUAGUGCUUUUUAUCAUACUGUUAUUUCACGACUGUGAUGUAAUUGCAUUUUAUAGCAUAGAUUUAAUAUAGCAUGACCUGAUGUUGACUGGCACUCCCAUUCUGCAGUGCAAACUCUUGCUCUGCUCUCAGAAGACAUUCAGACCACAUGGCAGAAGUUGUCGCUGGAUUUCCCAAGGUGGGUAGAAGAAUCGUUUCCUCUUCUACAGUAUUUUCGGACUUUGAACAAACACUAGGAGAACUCACGGAAGGGUGAGGAGCUGCUGUGAUACCCAUAUGUUAUCUUACGCCAAAUUUUGCCAAGAAAUCAAGUCCUUUCACUUCUAUGGAUCUUGCACCACAGAGCAACAUUGUGAUGUAACCCAGCUGGCAGCCCUUGGCUCACCCCCCACCCCCAAGACUCAGACACGACCUGAGCCAAAGCACCAACAAAGCCCAACUCAGGAAUGUGUCGGGAGGAUCAUCACUCUGAAGGAAGAUUUCUUUACUGCAUCUUUGCUAUUUCAACCCUGUGAUAUUACAGGUGUUCCUCAUUUUAUCUAUUAAUAUUAUAUCUUCAAUGAAAACAGUGCUGUGAAGAAUAAUUGCCAUAAAUAUUAUGUAUCCUAUGUGCACAUUCAGACUGAGCUGCCAAGAAGAAAAGUAUUAUCUGAAUUCACUGCCGUUGGCUUGAAGGAAAUAAGGACAUGGGUUAAAACUCUAUUUAGAUAAUGAGCUGACCUGGACAGUAAGAUUGUCCCAGUGAGAAUAACCCACUACUUUGUAUUUCAAGGUUACAGGCAGUGAAACUGUCUGAAGCCUGUGGAUAUGAAGACUUUUAAUUGGGUCAUUACCAGGCAUAGCUGCAGAAUGCCUUUGAGCCUUCCUCCAUGGGCUUGGAAACUGUUGGUAACAUAGAAGUAAUGGUCAACACUGCUUGAAAAGUACUCACAUUUGAAAGGGGUGAAUUAAGCAAAUAUUUGUGGUAAAAAAAGUUGAAAGAAGAGCACAAAAGAUGGAAGUUCUGGUUGUGAGUUUGAAGAUUUUACAGAAAUUUAUCCAUAGAGGUGAAUGGAGCUGCAGAAAGAUUUCUUUCUAUGCCUGUAGUAAUAAUGAGAGAAGAAACAGCAGCACAGCAGUUGGUUGUUUUGUUUGUUGUUUGUUUUUGGUUGGUUGGUUUUGGUUUGUUUUUGUUUUGUUUGCUUGGAUAUUUAUGGCCCAGCCAGCAGCAGACCUUUAGUUUUGUGACAUCCAAAGAGAUGUUGUAUCUUCAUAUGAAGGGAAUAUCUUUAAUGAAUUGAGACUUGCAAUGUCAGUGAACGGAAUUGUGUGGUGGAAAUUUUCUCUUGGAUGACAGUGUAAUGUCUUUAUGGACAAUGUUGUUCCACCUGCAGUGUGAAGGGUUAUCCUACAUUAUCCAUUUCUGCUUAUGAUUCUAACCCUUCCCAUGAGAAAACCUCCAGACAAUUCAAUGUGCAAAUUUGCUGUGACAUCUCUUUAGCUACAUUUCCCAGCUUAGAGUGUUCCCAGGUGACUCUUGCCUCAGGUUAGAAGAUCAUAAUAAAGAUAAUGUUCACCAGAACACCCAUUUCUCUCCCUUCUCUCUCUUAAGAGAAAUGAUUGGUUGUUUUCCUCCACAUCUGUGUCUUUGCAAGUGUCACAGGGCUUUGUAGUUGUCCAGCCCCAAGGAAUAAAGUUUAACCACCUGAAAUAAGAAUUUCUGCAGAGCUGCUGCUGAGCUUAGACUAUUGCAAUGAAGGGAAGAGGCUGUUAAUAUCAUUGUCAUCUUUGCUUGUGGUCUUGAGCCAUUGCACAUCCCAUAGUGGCCUUUCUCUGCUAUUUCCAUUCUCGCUUUGUUUUUCAGGGUGACUUGUAUUGCCCUUUAUUUGGUAGAUAGAGGUGUAGGGCAGUUUUGUAAUUGAAGCAUGACCUUCACUUCCCCAGUUAUGACAUACAACUAAAUCUUUUGAAGUAUAGGGCUUGAUUACAGGGCUUCAGGCUCUCAUUAUUUCUGAACUUAAAGGAUUCUUCAUUAACAAUGUGUAAUCAGCUUUUAUCAGUCACCGACUGUAGUUUGGUCGUUACAGCCAUUCUGUUAGUGACCUAUUCUAAGAAGGACGUUCAAAGUCAAAACAGUUAAGUUGUGCAGCAUCUGGAUGAAGUGUGCUCAUAGACAGUAAAGGUUAGUUAGCUUUCCUGUGCCACCAAAAUAGCUCCUUAGUCUUUUUUUUAUUUUAUUUUAUGUGGCAUCUAAGGGGAAUUCUAGGAGUAGAUCUCUUACCCUCUAUGUAAAAUGACAGAGAUAUAUGUGAAACACUAUAUAGAUAAAUACAUUAUUGUAGCACAGACUGUGUUUUAAUUGUAGAUGGUGGAUGUGGCAUGUGGUAUACCAUGCAUUUUAAAUGAUGAAUAAUGUUUAUGUUGCAUCAAGCUUCAUCCUACACUAAUGAAAAUAUUAAACAUUUAGAAAAUAGAUACCUGUAGGAAAUAGAUAUGACAAGGGAGUCAUGAAGGUCUUGUCAGUUCAGAAAAGGGGCUGCACAGAUGCUUAGCAUCCUAAAGUAAGAAACUGGGAUGAAAGUCAAGAAAGGGAUUUUCAUUCAUGGGGGCAAUUUGCAACACAUAAAUGUAUCCCUCCAAUCUUAACUUCCUUUAUACUGAGUUGAAACACAUUAUAUUGAACAGUGAGUAGAUAAUCUUCCUGGCGUCCUGCAGUUUUGGUCUCAAAACUAAGGAACAGUGUAGAGGAACUAAGGAAAGUAUAGUGGCUCCGGAGAGACCUCAUUGUGGCCUUCCAGUACUUACUUGAAGGGAGCGUAUAAACAGGAAGGGGAACGGCUGUUUAUGAGGGUGGAUAGUGAUAGGACAAGGGGGAAUGGUUUUAAACUGAG